Anguilla rostrata (American eel) is the source of this 1073-nucleotide messenger RNA. It is a transcript of the gene ppib, whose product is annotated as peptidylprolyl isomerase B (cyclophilin B). Gene Ontology annotation, biological process: protein folding; protein peptidyl-prolyl isomerization. Gene Ontology annotation, molecular function: peptidyl-prolyl cis-trans isomerase activity. The transcript is spliced from 5 exons. The record is from RefSeq and is a predicted model, not a curated record. The coding region runs from base 134 to 784 and encodes 216 amino acids. Lineage: Eukaryota; Metazoa; Chordata; Actinopteri; Anguilliformes; Anguillidae.
ACGCGUUGCCUGGGUGUGAGUAUAGGAAUAGGCAAGUUGGAGCUACUGUCUCCUCCCCGGAUACCCAGCUUUUUUUCGCUAGGCCACAUAUCUAUAUAUUUUUCGCCGCCACGGGUACAUUUUUUUUCGUUUGAUGGUACGGAUCCUUGACAGGAGGAUGAAGUUUCUUUUCGCCGUUGCGGUCAUCGUGGGUUCGGUGAUAUUUCUUUUAUUUCCCAACGGAUCUGACGCUGAUGAAAAAAAGAAGGGUCCGAAAGUCACAGCCAAGGUUUAUUUUGAUGUGAAAAUCGGAGACGAGGAUGCGGGGAGGAUUGUCAUCGGAGUGUUUGGGAAAACUGUUCCAAAGACAGUCGAAAAUUUUGUCAACCUGGCAACUGGAGAGAAAGGAUUCGGCUACAAAGGCAGCAAGUUCCAUCGUGUAAUCAAGGACUUCAUGAUUCAAGGAGGGGAUUUCACCAGAGGAGAUGGCACUGGAGGAAAGAGCAUCUAUGGAGACCGUUUCCCAGAUGAGAACUUCAAGCUGAAGCACUAUGGCCCCGGUUGGUUGAGCAUGGCCAAUGCUGGGAAGGACACCAAUGGCUCACAGUUCUUCAUAACCACCGUUCAGACACCUUGGUUGGAUGGUAAACAUGUAGUCUUUGGCAAGAUCCUGGAAGGCAUGGAUGUUGUAAGGAAAAUUGAAGGCACCAAGACAGAUGGCAGGGAUAAGCCUCUUAAAGAUGUCACCAUUCAUGACUGUGGUGAAAUUAAGGUGGAGAAACCAUUUGCAAUUCCAAAGGAGUAAAUAAGGGGGUAUGCAAUUUGGGGGACUUGCCAGUUUGGCAAAUUCCACAUGGGUGUGUCGGGAAGGCUCUUGUCACUAGCGCCAUGGCUCUGCAGUGGUUCCUGUGUCCGGGCAGCCCAGGCUAAUCGCAUCUCUUGCCCCGUUGCUGUGGUGCUGUGGUGCUGGACCACUGAGCGACACUCCUUUGGUCCAAUUCUUAAAAGGCAUUACCAAUGGUUGUGUAACAGUCACCACCUUUUUUUUUUUUCUAAAGAACAAACCUUAAAUAAAGGGUCCAAAUUUUAUACAA